This is a messenger RNA of Oryza brachyantha (malo sina), 2419 nucleotides long. RefSeq names its product heparanase-like protein 2. The record is from RefSeq and is a predicted model, not a curated record. NCBI's taxonomy places the organism in Eukaryota, Viridiplantae, Streptophyta, Magnoliopsida, Poales, Poaceae. The coding region runs from base 608 to 2248 and encodes 546 amino acids. The transcript has 10 exons. Gene Ontology annotation, cellular component: plant-type cell wall; membrane. Gene Ontology annotation, molecular function: beta-glucuronidase activity.
AAGCUGGAUUAACCUGAAAAUUGACGGUUGUUCAGAACACAAACGCAUAAAAAUCGCCACUAUAGCUUUCUCCCCCCAAAAGAAAAUCACAGUUGCAGUCACUCAUACACUCGAAUCACCCAACAGCAUCACCUGAAUCAGACAUUUCACCGACAACUCUGCUGCAGCCUGCAGCAGAUAGAGGGUACGCACAUCCAAGAUAGUUUUACUGUUUGUCCCUGAUCAGCUCAGUUCCAGCCAGUAUUCCUUGCUCUGUGCCACGUUGCUCCAAGCAGCGGCAGCAGCAGCUCAGCUGCCGCAGCUAGCAGCUUGCCGUGCUCUGCUCCACAGGCUACAGCGGCAGCGGCAACCAAAAGGCAGCUCCUUUCUGUUCCAGCUACUACUACUGAGCCAAGAAAUGGUGGCCUGAGCUCCGAAUCCUUCGCGGCUGGCCCAACUACCGGAUCUCCCGGCCUCCCUCUCGGCUCUCGCGUCGCCGGGAGAUUGGCGGAGGAGGGGGGGGGGGGUUGGAUCUUGGCUUGCUUCCCCGGCUUGAAAUCGGAAUCUUUGUCUUGCAGAUGUGAGCUUUGAGGCGUGGGGUCUCUGGAUCUGUUUCCAGGUGAGAAGCAUGGCGGUGAGGCUGCUGCUUCUUGUGUUCAUAUGUCUGCAUGCUCCUCGUUGGGCCUGGGCUCAGCAGCCAGAGGAAGCGGCGACGGUCAUAGUUAAAGGAUCAUCAAAAAUUGCUGAAACGGAUAAAAAUUAUGUAUGUGCUACAAUUGAUUGGUGGCCGCCAGAGAAAUGCAACUAUAAUCAAUGUCCAUGGGGCCAAUCUUCAAUCCUAAACUUGGAUUUGGAUCAUCCCUUCCUGGCUCAAGCCAUUCAAGCAUUUGAUAAUUUGAGGAUUAGACUGGGAGGCUCUUUGCAAGACCGAGUUGUUUAUGAUGUGGGUACAAAUAGUCCAUGCACCCCAUUCACAAACAUAUCAAAUGGUUUAUUUGGUUUCUCAGUUGGUUGCCUAAGUAUGGAUAGGUGGGACAAACUGAAUGAUCUAUUUCAAAAAACAGGUGCAAUUAUCACAUUUGGUCUGAAUGCGCUCUAUGGGAGGUACAAUGUCCGUCGUUCUUUCUGGGCAGGCAAAUGGAACUCUACAAAUGCAUAUGAUUUUGUAAAAUACACAAUCUCGAAGGGAUAUCCAGUUGACUCAUGGGAAUAUGGUAAUGAACUGAGCGGACAUGGAAUCGGGGCAAGAGUUGAUGCUACACUUUAUGGAAAGGAUGCAAUUGAGCUUAAAUCCAUCUUUCGUCAGUUGUAUAAGGCACCACUCUCUCAGCCAUUCCUGUUAGCCCCUGGAGGAUUCUUUGAUCAGCAAUGGUACUCUCAACUACUUCAGACUUCAGGCCAUGGUGUUGUCAGUGCCUUGACACAUCAUAUUUAUAAUCUUGGUGGAGGAAAUGAUGCCCACCUUAUAAGGAAGAUAUUAGAUCCAAAGUACUUAGACCGUUCAGAAGAUUCAUAUAGGGAUAUGCAGCUCACCCUUCAAAGGCAUGGAACAUGGGCUUCUGCCUGGGUCAGCGAAAGUGGAGGUGUAUUCAACAAUGGUGGUGAACUUGUGUCAAACACUUUCAUCAAUAGCAUCUGGUAUCUCGAUCAACUUGGAAUGGCGUCUAAGUACAAUACAAAAGUAUUCUGCAGGCAGACUCUAAUUGGUGGCCACUAUGGUCUACUUGACACCCAAACUUUUUUACCAAAUCCUGAUUACUACAGCGCUCUGCUUUGGCAUCGGCUUAUGGGCAGUGGAGUUCUUUCAGUUGAUAUCAAUGCCUCACGUAAACUGCGUGCUUAUGCUCAUUGCAGGAAACAGCAGCAAGGCAUCACCCUCCUGCUGAUCAACCUGAGCAACACGACCGGAUACAACGUCACCCUCCAGAACGACAUCAAUGUCAGCCUCGACAGAACAGCCAACCUCCAGAGGCGGCACGCCUCGUUCUCCCACGGCCUCAGGAGGGCGGUCUCAUGGCUGGGGCGCAUGCCCUCGAGCGACGGCGACGGCGGCGUCGCGAGGAGGGAGGAGUACCAUCUGACGGCCAAGGACGGCGACCUCCAGAGCAGGACGAUGCUGCUCAACGGCGCGCCGCUCGAGCUCCUGGACGACGGCGGCGUUCCGGCGAUGAACCCCGUGCGCGCCGCCGUCGACUCGCCGGUGUACCUUGCGCCGACGUCGAUCGCCUUUGUCGUUCUUCCGAUGUUCGAGGCUAAGACCUGCUCCUGAACAAUCAAUCCUGCACUCUUUUGAGUGCGUCACGCCCUUAGGAUGUUCCAUUUGUUCUUUUUCUAGGGGAAAUAGCGUCGUGUAAGAAAGAUAUGAUGAUCUCAUGUAUUGCAGUAAGCACGCAUUUAAACAGAUUAUCCGUAAUUUAUACUUGUUAUUAUUGUCAUGAUC